Molecule: messenger RNA, 1703 nt
Organism: Ruditapes philippinarum (Manila clam)
Lineage: Eukaryota; Metazoa; Mollusca; Bivalvia; Venerida; Veneridae
Exons: 5
Coding region: 1014-1703 (229 amino acids)
Source: RefSeq, a predicted model, not a curated record
UUAAUGUAAAAUCAGUUUCCAAUCAAUAUCUACUAUAUAUGGCACUUUGUCAGGCAGGUGAAGUUGGGACAGCAUUGUCCUAGGAUACAUUUCUAGUUAACUAAGAAAAUUCAUAUAUAUAUAUUAUCUCGUGAACACGACAUAGUAAGUGGUGGCCAUGACAUAGAAUCUCGUGCGCACCACCUAAUUAUUUCGUUCCCACGUCUCUUUAUUAUCUCGUGUGCACGACUUUCUAAUUCUUGGCACAACAUAGUAUCUCGUGCACACGAGAUAAAUAAAACACACGCAUGUAACCUCUGUGCCACCGUAUCUAACAGACAAUUUUAUACUAGAAGAUUUAAAUGUAUUUUUUAUUUAUCAGUCCACAGGUGAUUAGUCAAUGUAAAAUAAGCAUACCCCAUGAUAAUUUUCAACCAAGCGUACUGAUUCAUUUAGAUACAUUUUGUAAAUGCUACAUUCCGAGAUAUAGAAAGUCAUGGCAAUUAAUUGGCAUGCUAAAUUCCUUAAUAGGCUUCAAUUGUGUUUUCAUAUAUACAUAUAUAUGUAAUUAGACUUACUCAUAGGACACAGCCACAUAGUCAUUUGAAGUUGUUUUGUCGAGUUCAAAGCCUUCAAGAAAAAUGUUUCAGAAGUCAAAGAAUGAAAUUAUAGAUAUGAAAUACUUCUUUCCUUCGUCUGAAGGAGAAUUUCGAAAUGUUAUUCUGAUCUUCGAUGUUUUAUAUAACAAUUUUUCACAUAUCAGCUCUAUAGUAAUGUUUUAACAUGCCAUGAUUAAGGAAAUGUAAAAAUGAUAUUCUAUUCUGUUGACCAAACGUAAGAAAAGCUACCGGUAUUAUAUUAUGCAUAGUCACAAUCUAUUAUCAUUAUUAUAUUAUAUUUUUUAAAUAACAUUUCUUUUAUUUGUAUUUUUUCAUUUUGCAGAAUAAAUUAAGAUAUUUAUUUUACAGAAGAGGGAGAGAAAAUAUUUUAAUGAGGAAGAAGUAAGGGUGUUGGAGGAGGCUUGGGGAGAUGGCAUGACUUCCACAAAGAAGUCAUGUAAAGAAAGAAUUAUACAAGUUGCCAGACAGCUCAGCACUACCCCAGAAAGAAUAGAGGUUUGGAUAGGUAACAAAAGGGCGAACGUAAAAAGGUUGGAAGGGGCAACAAGCAAACCGUCAGAAGGCAAGAAGUACAAUUGUGGGCCUAAUGCUUAUUCUCUGUUGUUAAGUUCUGAAGAAAGAGGCUCACAAGACCCUAAAUUAUUUUUUAAAUCCUCUGCGGAAAAAUGGAAAGGUCUUUCUUCACAAGAGAAAGCGAAGUUCACUGAAAGAUCGGCUACGAUGAGAGAGUGUCCACUUUUAUAUAUGGACCGCGAAAAAGUCAUUAAGCAAAAGCUUCAAGUGAUUUCUGAAGCAGCACAUGAUUUACAGAAAGUUGGCUACAGUUUUGGCGGCCUUGGGCUUGAUUUAAGUGGUGGCCCAAUUUCUAUUGCUGGCAGUGAUAAGGCACUGAACUUCUUCAAGUGCAAUAAGCUUGAAAAACAGUACAGGGCAUAUCUUAAUUUGACAGAUAGUACCAGUGCAAGCACUCCUAAACCAAACAAGGAAGCUGAGCUGGUGGAAUUGAGGCACAAAGUUCGCCAGAAAUUUAAUGAAUGCUUACCCCGUACUGCUUACCUGGCUAACGUAUCAUCUGUCUGCAUAAAUGAUAAGACCGCCCAUUAA